This is a messenger RNA of Syzygium oleosum, 1975 nucleotides long. Its product is annotated as probable LRR receptor-like serine/threonine-protein kinase At4g31250. Gene Ontology annotation, molecular function: protein kinase activity; protein binding; ATP binding. NCBI's taxonomy places the organism in Eukaryota, Viridiplantae, Streptophyta, Magnoliopsida, Myrtales, Myrtaceae. The transcript is spliced from 3 exons. Gene Ontology annotation, biological process: protein phosphorylation. The record is from RefSeq and is a predicted model, not a curated record. The coding region runs from base 56 to 1975 and encodes 639 amino acids.
UAACCCUAGCUAGAUCCCGUAUGUUCAUGCAUAUCGACAGUCAUUCUCUCCUUUCAUGACCAUGGAGCGUGAGAAGCCCCACCGGUUUGUGGUCGCGGCCCUCGCGGUCCUCGUCCUGGCCGCCCACAAUGUCGUCACCUGCAGUGCCGGUGAGACCCAGAGCCUGAUCAGGUUCAAGGGCUCCCUCUCCAACGCUACCGCGCUGAGCAACUGGGACAGCUCCUCCGACUCCCCAUGCAAUGGCAACAAGACCGACUGGGCCGGCGUGUCGUGCCUCAACGGCAACGUAUGGCAGCUCAGGCUCGACGGGAUGGGCCUCGGGGGCCUCAUUGACGUGGACUCACUCACCCAGCUGUCCUCUCUCCGCGUCCUGAGCAUCAAGGGCAACGGCUUCGAAGGGCCGAUGCCGGAGGUGAAGAAACUGCCGGCGCUCAAGAUGUUGAUGAUGUCGAGCAACCAGUUCACGGGGGAUAUCCCAGAUGACAAGUUCGACGGGAUGAAGGCGCUGAGGAUGGUGUACCUGGACGGGAACGGGUUCUUUGGGCCAAUUCCGAAGUCGCUGGUGAACCUGCCGAGGCUCGUGAACUUGAGCCUGGAGGCGAAUCAGAUGGGAGGGAAGAUACCGGAUUUUCGGCAGAUGGAGCUGCAGAUGGUGAACUUGGCCAACAACCAGUUCGAGGGGAAGAUACCUCCGGGGCUUAGCAAGAUGAGCCCCUCCUACUUCAAAGGGAACAAACACUUGUGCGGGAAGCCUCUUUCCCCGUGCAAAUCGUUCAAGAAGAUGCUCUUCAUCACCGUCGGAGUCGCCGUUGCACUCGUCGCCUUGGUUGUCAUCGGUAUCGUCAUGUACAGGAAGAAGUCGAACUUCCAUGGGACCCACCACCUGAAGCCUGAAAGGGGAUUCGGGGCCUACGACGCCGGCUUGAGGGACGCCCAGAUAAACGACCAGCAGCCGCAGAUGAAGAAGAGAGGAGGAGAUCACCAAGGGAAGCUGGUCUUUGUUAGGAGCGACCGGGAGAGAUUCGAGUUGCAAGACCUGCUCCGGGCCUCCGCGGAGGUCCUGGGCAGCGGGAGCUUUGGGUCGUCGUACAAGGCAGCGCUGCUGGGCGGGCCCGCGGUCGUUGUGAGGCGGUUCAGGCAAAUGAACAACGUCGGGAAGGAGGGGUUCUACGAGCACAUGAGGAGGCUUGGGAGUUUGUCUCACCCUAACUUGCUUUCUCUAGUAGCUUUCUUCUACAGGAAAGAGGAAAAGCUCCUGAUUUCGGAUUUUGUUGAGAAUGGAAGCUUGGCCAGCCAUCUUCAUGCAAAUCGUAGUCCAGGACAACCCGGGCUCGACUGGCCGACCCGUCUGAAGAUCAUCAAGGGAGUCACAAAGGGUCUCGAAUACCUCUACAAGGAGCUUCCCGGCCUCUCCUUGCCCCACGGUCACCUCAAGUCGUCCAACGUUCUUCUGGACCGAAACUUCACGCCUCUCCUGACGGACUACGGCCUUGUGCCCGUGAUCAACAAGGACCACGCUCAACAGUUCAUGGUGGCAUUCAAGUCUCCUGAGUUCAACCACAGCGACUGCACGACCAGAAAGACCGACGUGUGGAGCCUCGGGAUACUGAUCCUGGAGAUCAUAACCGGGAAGUUCCCGGCAAACUAUCUGAAGCAAGGGAAAGGGGCGAACGCCGACUUGGCAACGUGGGUCAACUCGGUGGUGAGAGAGGAGUGGACAGGCGAGGUGUUCGACAAGGACAUGAGGGGUACGAAGAACGGGGAGGGCGAGAUGCUGAAGCUCCUGAAGAUCGGCAUGUGCUGCUGCGAGUGGAAUGUGGAGCGGAGGUGGAGUUUGAGGGAGGCCAUGGACAGGAUUGAGGAGCUGAGGGAGAGGGAUAGCGAUGAGGAGUACUCUUCCUCUGCCAGUGAAGGAGACUUGUACUCUUCUAGGGCAACGACGGUGGAGGACUUCUCCUUCUCGGUUACCCAUUGA